UGUGUUUAUCCUGCGUGGAUUCUGUAAUACAUGCGCGCAUCUGUGUCACUGUCACGGCAGGGUGAUGCUGAUCUGAGGAUGUAAACAGUUGAGAGGCUGUAGCAAAAAAAAAAACAAAAAAAAAUGUGACCAAGCUGCUGUUUUUAAUUCAGUCCAAACUAAGUUGAAAUAAAAUCUCACAUGUACAGAUAUUUGGCUUGUUAAUGCAAAACCAACUACUCUGUUGCAUAAUUAUCUUGAGCUUUCUAUUUUUUUUGUAUCUCCUAUUUAUCUUUUUGCUGUAUUUUCUUAAUAUGUGACAGUCUUAUUUCCUAAUGAGCUCUGACCUCAUCAGUUUUCACAGGAAUUAAACAACAAUAAACGAUCUUUUUUAAUUUUUAUUUAUUUAUUUUUUGCAAAUUAAGUAAAGAAACAUGAAGUAAUAUUUGCACAACCCUUUUAAUCAAGAUGGGGAAACAAUACGCAGGAAGGAGGUGCAUAUUUAUUCAUUUUUUUCCCUGUCACUGAAAUGAUGAGGAACUUGUAUUUAUUUACACAUCCUGGUAUCUGCACGUUACCGCCUACUGCUGGUGGCGCGUUCACGCCGCAUGGGAAAUCAUUUUCACUGCAAUAACAACACCAUUCAAUUUAUUUAUAUAUAUAUAUUUUUUUCCUUUGUGCACAAAAACCGAAGAAGGAUCUUAAAAUUUGCUGAUGAGGCCGUUUUGACUCAGGUUAUUUCUCAGGUAUUUAAUCUGUUUUUGUGGCUACAGAUCAAACAUGAUCUGUAAGUAAACAGAAAUUGGUUGGUGGGGGUCAGAAAGUUAAAGGUGUCUAUUAUAUAUGCAGUGUCUGACAAAAGUGUUGAAUUAUUUCAGACUUUGUCCCAUUACAGCCUCACAAUUUAGUGUAUUUUGUUUAAUUGUUAUUUAAUAGACCAAACAAAACCUAUCAACAUUGUAAAGUGGAAUCAAAAUAAGUUUUUCUUUUAUAGGAAAAGUGUGGCGUGCAUUUGUAUUCACCUUCUUUACUCUGAUCCCCACAAACAAAGUCCAAUUCCAUUAAUUGCCUUUUGCCUAAUUCAGAAAUAGAUCCCAUCUGUUUGUGAGGCAGGUAUGAAUUGAGGCGUGAUUAGUACUAAAUGUCCCAGAGCAAACAGCUCCAUUUCACAACCCAAAGAAGUUGGUUCUGAAAUGAUUAACACUACCAACUUGGAAGAAUUGCGACAAUUCAAGUAACAAACUGCAUAAUGUUAGCAGUUUUUAAACCAUCUAUUAAGAAAUCUAGCUAAAAAUAUGACAGGUAACUUUUUUUGUGCUCUUGUCACCAUCUUAGUGACCCAUUAACUUGAUCCAUAUUAAAACUGGAUUACUUUCAGUCAAACAGUUUGAAGUUUUAUUCAUUACUCAUAUAGAUACUGUUAGAAAAUAGAUACUAUUUUUAGGUUAAAUUGUGUUUUUGUAAAAAAAAAAAAAAAAAAAACAUUCUCAAAAAAAAAAAAAAAAUAACACAAAGGAUAUUUGUUAGAAAAGAGGGUAAUUUUAAUUGGGCUCAAGUUUAAGCAGCUCACUGAAGAAAUCCACUGGCAUUUUCAUGCUGUGUAUCAUAACUGUCUUUAUUUUAGCUCAGUUGUUUUAAUGUUAGUGUCUUGUUUCACUUAGUUUGGCUUAUUUAUUGUGCUUAUUGCUGUGCAUAAAAAUGAUUUCAUGCGAUUAUAUGAUUUUAUAUAAUUUUUUAACAAAUAAACAAAUGGAGGCAUUAAUAAAAUGCAUGACUGGCAACUGUGAACAAAUUUCAUAAAAUGGAAAAUUACUCAUCACAGUUCUUCCGGACCCCCGACCUUGUCUAGAAAUCAGCUUUGAUAUUUGAAAACGAAGUUUAUUACUUUCAACUCGGUUGCCUUCUGUCCUACGGGUCCAUGGAGGCAACACGGCCGCCCAUUGGUGGAAUCGGCUGUCAAUCAGAGCGUCCCUCUCCUCCCACGUGGUUACGUUCCCCUCUCUAAAGUAACCAGGCCAGUUCAUUACGCACAUAAAAGACACAACAAAAGCAGCACCCAAAGGACGCAACAAUAGGUUCCCACCUGGAAGCAUCACGCGUGGACCAGAACCUGGGACGAAGACAAUCACUGUUUUACCUGUAAAAAAAAAAAAAAAAAAAAGCAACAUUAGCAGAAAAUAACAACAACAUCCAUCUGGCUGCAGUUCUCCCCACCGAGCUGCGCUUUGCCCAGAUCUGACUCAGGUGGCUCGAUUUUCUCCUGUGGUGUCUGUGUGGAGCGUGCCACACACCCACUCCACAACAACGACGGCUUUUGCUUGCAUCUUCCAGUGUUUCUUCUGUCAGCAAGUCCAGCAGAGCUGCAACUCUUCCAGUGCCAGCCCUGACACCAACGAGGAGCCCUGCCCCACUGACAUGGUGAAGAUGACCAAGUCGAAGACCUUCCAGGCUUACCUGCCGUCCUGCCACCGCACAUACAGCUGCAUCCACUGCCGAGCACACCUGGCCAACCACGACGAACUCAUCUCAAAGUCAUUUCAAGGCAGUCAAGGAAGAGCCUAUCUGUUUAAUUCAGUGGUGAACGUGGGCUGCGGGCCAGCUGAGGAGCGGGUUCUCCUCACAGGUUUACAUGCUGUGGCUGAUAUCUACUGUGAAAACUGUAAAACCACCCUGGGCUGGAAAUAUGAACAUGCGUUUGAGAGCAGUCAAAAAUACAAAGAGGGAAAGUUCAUCAUCGAGCUGGCUCACAUGAUCAAGGACAACGGAUGGGAGUGACACCGAUGCCACGUCCUAUCUAUUUAAAUCUGUUUUCCUGACCUUGGAAUGCUCUUUAUUGAACUGAGUGGUGUGACAACCAUUGACCCCCUUCCCUUCCCAUUUCUCCCUGAAUCCACUCGCACCUUCUUCCCUUUAAAAGAAAAGACCUCCACUCGCUGGCCUCUGUCACGUGCACACACCUACCUGCUCAUCGUGAAACCAGACAGAACGAAUGCAUUAGGAAGUGGAGUUAAAAACCCCACACCACCUUGAAGAUUGUGUGCUCUCCGUCGCCGCUGCUGAGCGUUUGGGUUCCUUCACCGCCGUCGCCGCCCAUCCCCUGCACCUCGCCUUGGCCCAACCGAAACACGCUUACAAGUGAUUGUGGUGAUGUGGCGACCGCUGUGUGAACGGAGAGACUUCACUAAAAAAGACAUCUUGUUGUUUUCUUUGUUGCGCUCAUCGUUGAUGACUUUAUUAUUAUUUUAUUUGCCACAGUUUUAACUUUCAGAAUUGGUGAAGCUUUGAUUUGAUGGCAGAUAGAUGUUACUGGUUAGCAUUUUAUUUCCAUGAGUUUUGUUUUGGUUUAUUUGUUGUUUUUGGAGUGUGCUUUUUUUUUUUCUUCUUUCUUUGCGCUAUUGUCCAAAUGAGCAAUCAGGGAUGGGUUGAGAAGAAACGGGCAAAGGGAGUUUAUUGUAGUUACAAACAUGUAGCAGCUUUUGUUUCUUUUUUUUUUUGUGGGAUUCCAGUAAUGUUGGAUUUUAUACCUGACAUUUUCUUAUGUUUUUUAUCUCUCGUGUGGACUUUCUUUAAUUCUCCCUUUCUGGUACUUUUCAGCACCCAAAAAGCAUCGAAAGCAGCACCAGGUAUUUGGUUUGACAUUAAAAGGUAUAAAAAAUAUAUAUACAUUCAUAUAUAUGAAUAUAUAGAUAUAUAAAUAUUUGUAGUAUAUGGCUAAUUGCGAUUGUGGCUGGUCCCAUUUUGCAGCAGCACCAUGAAUGAAAGAGACAUGAAAAAGGAGCAGAAAUCAUUUUAGAGUGGGGAAGCUGUCCACACUGUAUUAUCCCAUUGUCUAGUAAUGAAACAAUGAAAGUCACUGCUACAUAUUAACAUAAAUACACAUACUAUGAUAUUGUUCGUAGAAAUUAAUUGGAACAUGGUUUUGAUAUAUAUAUAUAUAUAUAUAUAUAUAUAUAUAUAUAUAUAUAUAUAUAUUUGCUGUCUCGCACAUAUGUGUAUAUACAUAUGACUGUGUGUGUAUAUGCAUAGUGUGUGUGUGUGGUGACGCAUUACACAGUGGCAUACUUGAAUGAUGCUACAUCCUUUGCACGUUGUUGAGGCCUGUGCUUCGUCUCGGUUUGGAGGCAAAAAGAUUUUUCUUUUUUUUUUUUUUUUGCUUUUUUCACAGACAUAAAACUUUUAUUGGGUUUUGCGUUAAUUUUUAUCUUCAGAUUCUGUCCAGAUUCUGUCUUUUUCCUCCCAAUUUUUGGACCCAUCUUGAGUACAAAGUCGUCUCAGAUUCCUUGCUGCUAUUCAGAGAAACUCUCUCUCUCAUCCAGACGUGUGAACCAUCUUGUUUUUGGUUUUUUUGCCACUAAACCGAAUGAAUUUCGUGCCUCUUCAAAACAUGAACAGCCCCCACCCACCCUUUUUUUCUGUUGUGCAGUGCAUAACUUGGAAAACCUUCAUGUGAACCAAUGUGUCUUCCCUUGUUCUGAUUCAAUGCGGCCCUCAAAAUCCUCAGACAACUCUGCCCUUUUUUUGUCAAUAUAUAUUUUCUACAAUAACAGAGGUGCACAAAUGAAUGGAUAUUGAGUAUAUUAUUUCUCAGAGUAAACCUAGAGAAAAAGGCUGUAGAUUUGUCAGAUGCCAUGGAUUUUCUUUUUUCUUCGUACCCGCUUAGAGCUGUUGGUUUGAAGGAUGGCAGUUUUAAAAAAUCAGCAGUGAUUGAUUACUUUGCCGGCAAGGUCAGUCAGAUCACACCGACCUUUUAUUAAAAAAAAAAAAAAAACAACGUUGACAAUGCAAACCCUUAAUAGAUAGCAAUGAUACCUACUUGAAAAGUUAAAUACAGAGACAGCUGAGAAAUUGGCCCGUGAUAGUUUUUGUACAUAAAGUAACGUAUUUAAGGUUUUAUACGUAUUUCUACUGGGUUAGUUCUUUUACUUCCCCAACUUGAAGCACUUUUGUUCACUGUACCGCUGUCUGAUAUUGUGCGUGUGUGUGAGAGUGUGUGUGUGUGUGUGUGAGAGAGAGUGUGUGUGUGUGUGUGAGUGUGUGUGUGUGCGCACGCAUACUUGCAUGUGUUACAGCCCACGUGCAUGGCUGCACAUGAAAGUGAAUGUUUACUUUCUCUUCAGUUUUUUCCUCCUCUCUUUCUGUUCCUCUUUUAUCUGUAUUUUUUUUGCAGCUCUGGUUUCACUGCUGCUCCCGCUGAUCUGAGGUCAAGAGCCGGUUUAGUUUUUUUGGAAGUGAUUUAUCCCCUUUUGUUGGUUUUGAUUUUUUUUUCCUGUUAGCUUGUUUGUUUAGCUUGUGUGAUGAGAGUCCGUUUAGAUGGCUGGUGUUUAGGUCUCUGUUGAGCCGUGUAGACGUCGAGGGCGAGCUGGAAUCUCCCACUGUGUCGCAGGGAAAGCCUUAAUCGAGACCCUUUCACCACCACAGUUAGUGUCUCCAGUGGAGGUCCUUCGCAGCAACGCUGGCUGUGGUUAUCUGAUUGUAUUUCAUGAAAUGACCUGUUACUUCUGUGUUCUAUUCAAUGUGAUGUGUUGGGUCGAUGGUGUUUAUCUCUGUAACUACAGCCUCGCCGUUUCCUGUUUUAAAGACGCUUUGAAACGCAGCCUACGUUUUACUUCCAUUCGCAAAACAUUUUCUUCAGCCAGUUGUUUGACUCUGCACAAUUUAGUCUCUGGGAUCCAGAAAUUCACUCCAAAGGUUUCACAUAAACAGUUUUAGCAUUAAGUUAGCCUCCUCCUUUAUGGUGCAUUCAAGCGGUCUUCGCUGAAUUGAGUUUUUACAAUAUCAUGUGCCCUAGUUUAUUCGAGCUGUCAGGUCCAUUCUUUGUCCCAGAAACAACAUUUAAUAUAAUAUUCUGACCUUCCUGUCUGUUUGGCGGCUGUUACAAGGUGAACAUUAGCCAUAUAGGGAUCUGUAUAUGUUCAUAUUUACAUUUAUGCUAUGAACGUAUUGUCUUCAUGAGAUAAAAAAUAGGUUUGACAUUGGGAAGCCCCGAGAGUUUGUGUAGGGUUCAAGAACUUGAAUGCACCAUUAAAGCGGGCUACCUUAGAAAUGUAACAGCCAACACACUCUUAUAAGACUUAUAUCUUAAAAUAUUGUCUGAUCUGAUUAACACAACUGUUUGUUCAAUUUGGAAGCUGAUUUGCUUCCUCCCACUAUCCAUGAGAGCUAAAAUUGUUACUGAACACAAGUAUGAUUUUCUUCCUCCCGUUACUCGCAGCCAGCUUGUCCGAAGGGUCCUCCGGGAUGCCGCCAGCAGUGGUCCGUCUUACCGAAGAGCUUCUAAACUCUCCCUUCGAUGAGUUGAACCAACAAAAAGCAGUGGCCAGUGUCACCAAUGAGUACCAAAUAAGAACCAGGUUCUGUUGAGCACGUCAGGAACGAAGGCAAUCGGCUCCAGGAGAUUCAACUUCUAUACCAAAUUUAAAGGCUAGAAAGCGUGUCGUUUAUGGCGUCGCCUUCCUGCAGAAUGUUUAGCUUAACAGCAUCAAAGGAUGAAAGUUGUAGGUAUUUGCUGCUGAAAACUGUUUACUUUUCGUUGUUUUUCUGUUUUUCUAUGACGCUGGCUGCUUGCUUUUUGAGCUCUGUCACCUGAAAGGAUGUCGAUCUAAAGGCGGGAUACGUAUGCUGGGGGAAAAGACUGCACAGGAUCUUUUCUUAGGACUGUUAAAACCGCAGUUUAAGGUCUACAGCAUGUUGUAUUUAUAAAGGCUUUAUGUCGUGCCUGUUUUAUUUUUAUUUUUUUCCUCUAAAUUUGAAGACAAAUAUUAAAUGCUUUUAUUUGACUACAUUGCUUUGCAUUCUGUCUUGGUGAAGCCAAUUCACAUGUCUGUUUUCACUCUAAUGUAAACUAUCAGAUAUCACAAUAAAUUUUCAAUGGCAUUAAACUGGA
Messenger RNA from Girardinichthys multiradiatus, 6862 nucleotides. Its product is annotated as protein yippee-like 1. The transcript has 5 exons. Lineage: Eukaryota; Metazoa; Chordata; Actinopteri; Cyprinodontiformes; Goodeidae. The record is from RefSeq and is a predicted model, not a curated record. Bases 2395 to 2754 code for a protein of 119 amino acids.